Molecule: messenger RNA, 748 nt
Organism: Trypanosoma cruzi
Lineage: Eukaryota; Euglenozoa; Kinetoplastea; Trypanosomatida; Trypanosomatidae
Exons: 1
Cellular component (GO): eukaryotic translation initiation factor 2B complex
Molecular function (GO): translation initiation factor binding; guanyl-nucleotide exchange factor activity; translation initiation factor activity
Source: RefSeq, a predicted model, not a curated record
AGGCAAGGCCCUGCCGAGGCGACAUGUCAACAACAUUAUCCCCACGCGGGAGCUCUUUGUGAGGGAUCCAGUUCCGUGUGAGGCGAGUGAGGCAUCCGACGAUAAUGAUGGGGAUGAUGAUGAUGAUGACGAUUCAGAAAAGACGGCAGGUUUUAAGGAGGCGGUGGUAGAACUUGUGAAUCAAGCACUGAGGAAUCCCUCCCACAUUGAACAUUGCGUAUUUCAAAUGAGGAACACCCGUCUUUCAUUCGAGCGCAAAAAUAGUGAUCUCUGCUUCAUUGUAACGGAGCGUCUUCUAACACAUGUAUUAGAGAAACAUGGCCCCAGCCACGACCCGCGCCCCGUGAUUGAGGCGGUGAAUGGUCUUUUUGGGCAGUGGUGCCAUCCCUUCUAUCUGGAGAUGGUGACGGGGCACGACGAGAUGCAGGCGAUAAUGGAGGCCACCUGCAUUGCCGUUGGUGAUAGAAACUGCCUGCUGCACCUGCGCGGCCCGCAGCUGUUGGAGUGCCUAUAUAACGGCUGCGACGAGGAGCUGUACGACGAACGUGGGUAUUGCAUCGUCAGCGGCGAAUCCCUCGUGGAAUUCGGGGCACGAGUGCGCCGGUUGGCGCGGGAGCGUGAGAUGUACGCCGAUGACAAUGAGGGGGAUACACGGAAGGAGGGCAUGUUGCGCGUGGCGGUCAGUUGUUUGGGUUUUAUUGAUGGCGUGCGUGCCUUUCUUGAGGAGGAGGAGGAUUUGCAGGAAUGA